Molecule: messenger RNA, 1014 nt
Organism: Phaeoacremonium minimum UCRPA7
Lineage: Eukaryota; Fungi; Ascomycota; Sordariomycetes; Togniniales; Togniniaceae
Product: putative mitochondrial 54s ribosomal protein rml2 protein
Exons: 3
Coding region: 1-1014 (337 amino acids)
Biological process (GO): cytoplasmic translation
Cellular component (GO): ribosome; large ribosomal subunit
Molecular function (GO): transferase activity; structural constituent of ribosome; RNA binding
Source: RefSeq, a predicted model, not a curated record
AUGACCUUUGGCGCUACAACCAAGUCCUCCAGCGAUAGGGGUACCAUUCAGAUGCGAACAUACAAGCCGCGGACGCCCGGUACACGACAUCUCAAGCGACCCAUCAAUGACCAUCUGUGGAAGGGAAGGCCGUUUCUGCCAUUAACGUUUCCGAAGAAGGGACAUGGCAAGGGAGGCAGAAACAAUACCGGAAGAAUUACGGUGCGACACCGAGGAGGUGGUGCCAAGAGGAGGAUACGAAUGGUCGACUUCGAUCGUUGGAUUGCCGGACCGCAUCUUGUCGAGCGUAUCGAGCAUGAUCCUGGCCGCAGUGCACACAUUGCACUAGUUACCGAGCAGGCAACUGGUAGGAAGAGCUACAUUGUCGCCGCUGAGGGCAUGCGGGCAGGAGAUAUUGUCCACAGCUAUCGCUCAGGUAUUCCCCAGGACUUGCUCGACAGCAUGGGCGGUGUCAUUGAUCCUGGUAUUUUGGCGGCAAAGACUGCAUUCAGAGGCAACUGCCUCCCUCUUCACAUGAUUCCGGUCGGCACGCAGGUCUUCAACGUUGGCUCCAGAGGCAACGGACCGGCCAAGUUUUGCCGGAGCGCUGGUACCUACGCUAUUGUUGUCUCAAAGGAAGAGGAGACUAGAGCAGACGGCACCAAGGUCAUGGUCGGAAAGUUUGUGAACGUGAGAUUACAGAGUGGAGAGAUCCGGAAGGUCAGCAAGGACGCUUGCGGUACCAUUGGUGUUGCAAGCAACCCAUAUUACCAGUACAGACAGCUUGGUAAAGCUGGACGGAGUCGAUGGCUGAAUAUUAGGCCCACCGUUCGAGGUGUGGCCAUGAACUCCAGUGACCAUCCUCUUGGUGGUGGACGUGGAAAGUCAAAGGGCAAUCGACCACCCGUCAGUCCCUGGGGCCAACCGGCCAAAGCCGGCUUCAAGACUAGGAGAACCCAUAAUAUCAACAAGUGGGUUGUUGUGCCUCGUGUACGCAAUCACGGCAAGCGCAGAGACAAGAAGGCCAAGGCCUAA